Molecule: messenger RNA, 938 nt
Organism: Aspergillus wentii DTO 134E9
Lineage: Eukaryota; Fungi; Ascomycota; Eurotiomycetes; Eurotiales; Aspergillaceae
Exons: 1
Coding region: 148-660 (170 amino acids)
Source: RefSeq, a predicted model, not a curated record
UUAUAUUUUUGUCAAAAAUUCGACUCCAUAACUUGACCUACUUUCCCUUUUGGUCAACGAAUUCUCUGUUCGAUCGCAAAUCGAUCAAAUCCCGAUAUACAAAAAAGAAAUCUCCAAUUCGUCUAUACAACAAUUUAAUCUUCCAAAAUGACGACUCAAGGCCCCUCUCCUCUCCCCCCGACAACAAUCCUCUCUACAACACCCCUCUCGCAAUCCGCCGCCCACGACUUCCUCGCCGCCUACCUCGACCGUGCAAACACAGACCCUGCCCUCCAACCCAACGCAGGUAUCAGCGAGCAUGGUCCUAUUUCGCGAACCACCGCAUCAGCACCGAACCUUAUUCUGCAUAAUCUGAAGCGCGUCCAGGCUGGUCUGGCUGGGGAGGUGUUGGGACGGGAUUUGGCGGUUGCAAAGUUCAAUGCGGACCAAGAUGGUGAUGCGCAGGCGUCCGGUAACGCAGAAGGAGGGGCAGCUGGUGAGAACAAUGGCGGAUGGGAGGAUGCGCAGAAGUGGCAGCAGGCGGAUGAGGAAGAGCCUCCCAUGGAGGUGGAAGGUGCUGGAGAGGCCGAUGGGGCUAUCGAUAAGGAAGAAAGAAAGCGCUUGAAGAAGGAGAGAAGACAGGCUGAGAAGAGGUCCAAGGCUAAGGGUGGCGACGCUUAAAGAAUUCAAGAUAUAUUGACUGGAUGGCUGUCUGUUUUUUUAUUUUUCUGGUUCAUUUGCAUCGAUCUUCGGCUGUUGGGUUUCUUCUUUUGUCUUCUACGAAGCAUACUACCACUGGCGCAUUCUUGGACGAGAUGCCUCAUUGGAGGCUGAUCAGGAGUUCUUCUUCUUGCUUUCAUUAUUCCUAUGAUCAAAAACAAAAGUUCAACCAUUUCCUUACUGCUAUAUCCGAAAGUCUUUCAUAUUCAAACCACUCACACCACCAAACACCAUCAAAA